Neomonachus schauinslandi (Hawaiian monk seal) is the source of this 1672-nucleotide messenger RNA. RefSeq names its product sarcoglycan delta (gene SGCD). The transcript is spliced from 8 exons. The record is from RefSeq and is a predicted model, not a curated record. The coding region runs from base 48 to 917 and encodes 289 amino acids. Gene Ontology annotation, cellular component: sarcoglycan complex; sarcolemma. Lineage: Eukaryota; Metazoa; Chordata; Mammalia; Carnivora; Phocidae. Gene Ontology annotation, biological process: heart contraction; cardiac muscle tissue development.
GACGCUGGGCGAUUUUCAUCAGCCGCUUUGGGAAGCACACAAGGGAGAUGCCUCAGGAACAAUACACACACCACCGGAGCACCAUGCCCAGCUCCGAGGGGCCACAGGUAUACAAGGUGGGCAUUUAUGGCUGGCGGAAAAGGUGCCUGUAUUUCUUUGUCCUACUCCUGAUGAUUUUAAUACUGGUGAACUUGGCCAUGACCAUCUGGAUUCUCAAAGUCAUGAACUUCACAAUUGAUGGAAUGGGAAAUUUGAGAAUCACAGACAAAGGUCUAAAACUAGAAGGAGACUCAGAAUUCUUGCAACCUCUCUAUGCCAAAGAAAUCCAGUCCCGACCAGGUAAUGCCCUAUACUUCAAAUCAGCCAGAAAUGUUACAGUGAACAUUCUCAAUGACCAGACUAAAGUGCUAACUCAGCUCAUCACAGGUCCAAAAGCUGUAGAAGCUUAUGGCAAAAAGUUUGAAGUAAAGACAGUUUCUGGAAAAUUGCUCUUCUCUGCAGAUAACCAUGAAGUGGUGGUAGGAGCUGAGAGAUUAAGAGUUUUAGGAGCGGAGGGCACAGUGUUCCCUAAAUCUAUAGAGACACCUAAUGUCAGGGCAGACCCCUUCAAGGAACUAAGGUUGGAGUCCCCGACCCGGUCUCUGGUGAUGGAGGCCCCCAAAGGAGUUGAAAUCAAUGCAGAAGCCGGCAAUAUGGAAGCCACCUGCAGAACCGAGCUGAGGCUGGAGUCCAAAGAUGGAGAGAUUAAGUUAGAUGCUGCGAAAAUCCAACUACCUAGACUGCCUCACGGAUCCUACACGCCUACAGGAACGAGGCAGAAGGUCUUCGAGAUCUGCGUCUGCGCCAAUGGGAGAUUAUUCCUGUCCCAGGCAGGAACUGGUUCCACUUGUCAGAUAAACACAAGUGUCUGCCUUUGAGAGACCAUCCAUAGUGGACAUUGUCGGCAGCAUAAAGGCCGUUUUUGUCUUUAGAUACUGGCUGCCAGCUAUUUUUACUAGAACACAGAAAGCCUAUCAAAGACCGUGUGCGCGUGUGUGUGUGUGCACGCGUGCAUGUGUGUGUGUGUGUGUGUGUGUGUGUGUAUGCGUGUGGGUGGAUAUAAAUAUAUAAAUAGAUAUAAAUAAAUAUAUAUAUCCUCUGUAUAAAAUGAGGUUUCAGUACAAAAGGAACCAUGGGUGACCCUGUGAUAUCCACCAUCAUUUCCAUGUCAACCCCACCACCUACAUGAUAAGAUCAAAAUACUGAUUCAGGCCCAAUACCCCAAACCCUUCAAAAAUCACAGUGUAUCGGACACUUACCGAAUAUUCACCAACAUGUUUGAGGAGCCGCAUAUCUUCCCCUUUAGUGUCAUUACAGGGCAGUGAUGGUGGGAAUCUCCAAGUCACGCUCAAGCACUGAGACCGUCAUAUUGAAAUAGACAUUUCGUUUCCAUUUUUAGCUUUAGGAAGGCUGGCCCAUUUCCCCCUCUUCAAGUGAGGGAUGGGGCAGUGCCAUAGAAGUCAGCUGUAGGAACACAAAAUGGCUCUUCUGCCUUCAUAGCCAAAUGUACUGGGGCUUUUGGAUGAAUGUGGGGGAUGAGGUUCAGCAAAGUUUGAACUGCUCACCCAACUCCUGCUAUCUUCCUUCAAAAAUCACCUAUUAUCCCACAGUCAAAAUAGGAGUUAUAAAUCAG